AUGGCCGAUGACAAGGACGUCCCCCUCAAAUUCGCGCUCCUCGUCUUCCCCCAAUUCGAGCCUCUUGACGCCUUCGGUCCCACCGAAGCAAUCCACGGCCUGUCUCGAUGGCCCACCUUCCCCUACAGAGACCAGAUCGAAUUGACCAUCAUCGGCCCCUCCCUAGAUCCUGUGUCUACGGGGCCGAUUCUCGAAGACCCAAAGCCAUUCAAUUCUCGCAUCGCGCAAACAAUCGUGCCCACGCACACCUUCGACAACCCGCCAGAAGGGAUUGAUGUGCUGAUCGUGCCGGGAGGGUUUGGCGCUGGCCCGUAUACCUUCAGCGGUUUCAAGCCGAACGUGGAUCCGGAAAUCCAGUUCAUUAGGGAAUGGUAUCCGAAGAUCAAGCAUCUCUUGACCGUGUGCACGGGAGCCGGCAUCGCUGCCCGAGCUGGCGUUUUGGACGGGCAGCAGGCGACGACGAAUAAAGUGGCUUGGUCAACGCAGACGCCGCUAGGUCCGAAAACGCACUGGGUUGCGAAAGCCAGAUGGGUUGUGAGCGACGGCGGAAAGCUGUGGACUGCCUCUGGUGUUUCCGCUGGCAUGGAUGGCUUCCUGGCACUGGUUGACCAGAUCUAUGGCAAGGACGAGAGGGGUAUGUCGUACGCAGAUGCGGUCAGCGAUGGCAUGGAGUACUCCAGGAUCAAGGACAGCGGGGAUGAUCCAUUCGCGGUGAAGAACAGCGUGCAGGAUGUAUUUCCUCAAGCGUAG
Messenger RNA from Cyphellophora europaea CBS 101466, 750 nucleotides. RefSeq lists its product as uncharacterized. The record is from RefSeq and is a predicted model, not a curated record. The transcript has 4 exons. Lineage: Eukaryota; Fungi; Ascomycota; Eurotiomycetes; Chaetothyriales; Cyphellophoraceae. Bases 1 to 750 code for a protein of 249 amino acids.